Colius striatus (speckled mousebird) is the source of this 1888-nucleotide messenger RNA. RefSeq names its product TATA-box binding protein like 1 (gene TBPL1). NCBI's taxonomy places the organism in Eukaryota, Metazoa, Chordata, Aves, Coliiformes, Coliidae. Gene Ontology annotation, molecular function: general transcription initiation factor activity; DNA binding. The coding region runs from base 874 to 1425 and encodes 183 amino acids. Gene Ontology annotation, biological process: DNA-templated transcription initiation. The transcript is spliced from 7 exons. The record is from RefSeq and is a predicted model, not a curated record.
UUUCCGGCCGCCGCUCUAUCCGGCGCCGCGUCUAUGCCCGCGGCGCUGGGGGAUGUUUAUUGUCGCGGGGAGUCGGCGCAGGACCCGGAAGGCCGCCGGGCGCCAGCGGCGGGGCGCCUAGGAACCGGCACCCCCGCCCUGACCCGCCCCGACCGCCCGCCCGCACGGUAACGGCUGCUGCCGGCCGACGGGCCGCGCUCCUCCUCCCUCCUCGGCGCCGCCUCGAGAGGCCGCGGCUCGGCGGGACCCGCAGCUCCUGCCUGGGGGCACGCGGCCCCGCCGCCCCCGCGCUCCCCUCGUCCCUUCCUUCCCACCCUUCUCGCCCCGCUCCCCUCGUCCCUUCCCGGUUGCGGUGAAGGAAGCGGCGCGGGCCCACCCCCCGCCUCGCUGGGGCUCGGCCGUUACUCCCGCCGCCGCGGUGCCGUUACUCCCCCCGGGGACGGCGGGCGGGCGGUGCGCGGCUGCGGCCACCGUGUCAGGGAGGUUCCCCGUGCAGAGCAUCCUCCAAACGGCCGGUUCCCCGGCAACCGGCGGAACGAGUCAACGAACCCUCGAAAUAACGUGCCCGGCCCCAGGGGCUUUAUAACGCCCCCCGCGGCCGGCAUCGCUGCAAGUAACGAAGAACCGGGUGCCCAACGCCCGAGCCUGGCGUGGCUUAGGCCGCCUUCGCCUGCGCUUUGUCUCUGCCGGACUAGCCAGGGAAGUUUUCGGCUGGGGUUGAAGGAGAGAAGACAAAAAAAAAACCAAUCGUUUGUGCACCCGAGUGUUGUGACAGUGGCACGCGUAGGGCUUCGAGGCAGAGUCCCAGCAAGGCGACUAGGGAUGUGAUCUUCAUGGUGAGCUGCUGGGAAAACUGAGUUGUAAAUCACCCCAAUGGAUGCGGACAGCGACGUUGCAUUGGACAUUUUAAUCACAAAUGUAGUGUGUGUUUUUAGAACAAGAUGUCAUUUAAACUUGAGGAAGAUUGCAUUAGAGGGAACAAAUGUGAUAUACAAGCGUGAUGUUGGGAAAGUAUUAAUGAAGCUUAGGAAACCUAGGAUUACGGCCACAAUUUGGUCCUCAGGAAAAGUUAUUUGCACAGGAGCCACAAGUGAAGAAGAAGCUAAAUGUGGUGCCAGACGAUUAGCUCGUAGUCUGCAGAAACUAGGUUUUCAGGUAAUAUUCACGGAUUUUAAAGUUGUGAAUGUUUUAGCAGUGUGCAACAUGCCCUUUGAGAUCAGAUUGCCAGAAUUUACGAAGAAUAACAGACCUCAUGCGAGUUAUGAACCAGAACUUCAUCCUGCCGUGUGUUACAGAAUAAAAUCUCUCAGAGCUACCUUACAGAUUUUUUCCACAGGCAGUAUCACCGUUACAGGGCCAAACGUAAAGGCUGUCGCCAGUGCCGUGGAACAGAUUUACCCAUUCGUGUUUGAAAGCAGGAAAUAAAUUUUAUAAUUCACCACUUGAUGGUUAGGGAACCUAACCAAGCACCUUUAAAGACUGCUGCACAUUGGACUAAAAGCAAAAAAUGAAACUGGACCAACCAUAGCAGAGGAAUACAGACUCUUUUACUUGCUCGUGGCCACAGUAUAAACUACAGUUCUUUUGGAUUUUACUCUUUAACAGUGCUGUAUUGUAAAAACGGAAGUUUACAAGAUAUGAAAUUGCUGCUUUUAAAAAGACAUUCUAUUUAUUUUUGCAGUAAUUUCUGUGUAUUCAUAAACAAAGCUGUCACGAUGUGCACUACCUUUAAAACUUUUUUUUUUUUAGUUUGAGCUUGUGUUUUAUUUGUUGAAUAGUCUUUUACAUUUUUGUAUGCUGAAUAUUGGGCACCAAAGAAGCUGUAAAAGUUCUCUUUUUUCACCUGAUGAAUGUGCACAAAUAAAAGUUUGGAAAAUAUUUCUCUUCA